AUGAGUCUUUAUCUGAAUCGCCUCACAGUCAUCAUAAACUAUUUUAUGCUUUCUCUUUGUUUUGUGUUUUAUCUUAAAAAUAUUCAGUUUCCCAAAAGAAGACAUUUUCCUGCCAAGAGUCCACCAUGUCCAUGAGAUGGGGAAACACUAAUGGAUGGGACGAAUGAUGGAGAAAUUCUUAAAAUGACUCCAAUAGCUGCAGGAACAGUGUUUGGGACUUAAUACUUAUUUUUCUUACCGACAUUUGACGCAUGCCUGACAAUGAGGAAACCAGCCCUGUUUAUCUGCUCUUUUGGAAGCUGUCUGUGAGUCAUUCUGUUUCACGGUCCGUCCUGUCCCUCAGCCAGCCGGUCUACAGUCGGACAAUUCAUUCUCGGAAUCUGGAGAAGUUAUGCGUCUGGCGCACAUCUGGGCUAUAUGUUUUCGACUAGAUCCUGAAACAAUCCAGAGCUACAGACUAUGCCUCCUCUUUUGUGGGACGUUUAAAAAAAUGCGAAACCUAAGUCAGGGUGUCUCAGGCGAUACCCACAAACUCAAACAGGGAACUCCAUCGACGUAUUCAGGCUGAGCGCACACUCAUCCAGCAUCCGCGAUCAUGACUUCAGGUCUGCCCCCGUCUAAGGCUCUCUACAUCGGAAUGGAGGUGAUGAUCGCGGUGUCCUCCGUCAUUGGGAACGUGAUGGUGGUCUGGGCAGUGCGUAUUAACCGGUCUCUGAGAGACACCACGUUCUGUUUCAUCGUCUCCCUGGCCUUGGCUGACAUUGCGGUCGGGGCUCUUGUCAUCCCCCUCGCCAUAACAAUCAGCAUCGGACUCCAGACGCACUUCUACAGUUGUCUGCUGGGCGCCUGCACAGUGCUCGUCCUCACGCAAAGUUCAAUCCUCGCGCUGCUGGCCAUCGCCAUUGACCGAUAUCUAAGAGUGAAAAUCCCCAUGAGCUACAAGCGAGUGGUUACCCCUCGGCGAGCUGGCACUGCCGUAUUAUUGUGUUGGCUGGUGUCCAUCAUAGUGGGCCUCACGCCCAUGUUGGGUUGGAAUAACCUGCAGCGUCUCCGUGACAAUGGCUCCUUAAUCACUGAUGACCUGCUGGUGACCUGUGAGUUUGAGACAGUCAUCAGCAUGGACUACAUGGUCUACUUUAACUUCUUUGGCUGGGUGUUGCCCCCUCUGCUACUCAUGCUUGCGAUCUAUGUGGAGAUUUUCUACAUGAUCCACAAGCAGCUCAACAAAAAGGUGACAGCAAGCCACACUGAUCCCAGACGUUACUUUGGGAAGGAACUUAAAUUAGCCAAGUCUUUAGCCCUUGUUCUUUUCCUCUUUGCAAUCAGUUGGCUCCCUCUUCACAUCCUCAACUGCAUCACCCUCUUCUGUCCUGCCUGCAACAAGCCAAUGUUCCUAAUUUACAUUGCCAUCAUUCUCACUCAUGGCAACUCAGCUGUCAACCCCAUCAUUUACGCUUUCCGUAUCAAGAAAUUCCGCACAGCAUUCCGGAAAAUCUGGAAACAGUACGUGCUCUGUCAGGAUCCAGUUGGUCAUCUUCCCCAAAGAGGGAGCCAGAGAGGACAAAGUCAUGAGAGGAGAUUCAGGCAGAAUGAUGAUGACGAUGAUGAUGUGUGACCUUUAGCAGCUAACUUGAUUGCUGUGUACCUGACUAGUUCCAAUGCAGUGGUUUGUAAAUGGGAAAGGACUCUGGCAUUAUUUCUAUGCUUGAGGGAUGGAAGGUCGGAAUAUCAUUGAUGGCACAUAGGGACAAAAAAUAUAUAUAUAUUUUCUCCAUCCAAUGUGCACCAAGAAGAAAAGAUUACAAAUCAGCCUGGAAAUCAGCAAUCAGACUUACAUAUAGAAGAGACGGAUUUCACUCUGGCUGACAAAAUAACGGUGACAGUGUCUCAUGGGAAAAGGGGCUUUUUGUGACUUUCAACACCAACCUGUUGGACUUGAAACAGUAAAAUGUGUAUUUGUAGCACAUGUGGUAAAAUAGUAGUUUGGCUUUACUUGUUGAACUAAAUUAAACUUGGCCUUUUUGAUGUGAAUAAUCUCAAAUAUUUAUCCGUUUACAGUAUGUACUACAUUAUUGUGAUUCAUUCUGUGGCCUUAAGAACAGGAUAUGUAAUGAAGUAUAAUUGUGGCUAAAUGUAAUGUUGUAACAGUGGGAAUUUGGGCAAUCAGUAAGUUUGCACAGCCAGUUUGGUGCUUUGACAAAGUUUAGGAUAUGAGAUGCAUACUGCCUAAAAAAUGGAAAAAUAUAACAUCAGGAUUUUUAAUGAGCCCUUAGUUUAAUAACCGCAAAGUUAUUUAGCAAGUCAACAAGCCAAUGGCUUUUACAGAUGUGUGGUUCAUUGCCGCAUAUUGAAGGUUAUGCUUUUUAAAUAAUUGAGACUAUUUGACUGACAGAAAACUAAUAACAGCUAAAAGCUCUGAAUAAAACAGUGGAAGAACUACUUGAUACUUCUGAUUGAAUAUCCAAUAUUGUGGAGAGGGGUUGAAAAAACCCCACUGAUCCAGCAGUCAUAUAACUGUGGCCACAUCAGAGUGUUUAUAUGAACAGUUGUAUGUCUACUUAAUGUUGAACUUUCUCCAUCUACUAAACUGAUCUUAAAUUUCAUCCUGCUAAUGCUCCUCUUCUACACAAGUCAGUGGCUUUUUACAUUUUCAUGUUUAUUUGAAAAAAAAAAAGUAACAGUAAAAUAUCAUUACAUAUUCUCAGUCAUUGUUUUACAGGGUGGACUUAAACUGAAUGUUUUUGCCUUUUUAAAGUGAGUCAUAUUUGAUGUGAUUAUACAUGUUGAAAUGGCACUGACGUCAUGUAUAAUACUGUAUGUAACCAAUAUACAUAAUGUAAAUGGGAGAUACUGUUGAAUAUUCAUCUCAUUGAGAGCAGCUGCACAUCUCUGACAAUUCCAACUGAACGUUUACGCAUCUCUGUUUUUAGGAGUGAGCAUAAAUGUUGCUGUGUGUAAGCACUAACUUAAAAUCAUAAAUGCACUGUGUGCAUUAGCAGGUGCAGGCAUAAAUACAGUUUUUCUUUUAAAUUUUUUGGGAGAAGUAGCAUCUGUCGUUCUCUGAGGCUCUGCCAAGCCUGUCAGUAGUAAGAGGCCAUCUUAUCUGUGCAUGUAUUGUUCUUUGAUUUUUGUCACUUAGCAGAGAAUGGGCAUGUGUGUGAAAAAAAGUUAUAAAUAUGAAUUCAGGGGAGGCCGAGUAACUUACCAAGAGUUUACAUUGCUGAGGAGGCCAAUAUUAAUGUGGGCCUUAUCUUCUACUUGUUUAUUUUGUACAGCUUAACAGCAUACAGUGCAGACACGCAUGCGUGAACACACAUGAAUGAAUGCAGCCUCCCACACACACACACACACACACACACACACACAAAUUCGGAAAUGCACACAUUAUUUUGUUAAAAGGGACCGUAGGGACUCUCUGUUGACACAAUACAUUCCCUGCCCCUUAUCCUAAACAUUACCCUAACACCUGAAUGCCAAACCCUAAACCGAACCACAACCUUAUUCUAACCCUGAACCUUAAAUCAAAUCUUGACCCUAAAAAAAUAAUUUUGUUCCCAAAUUCACAUUUGCAGGAAGUCUCCAUAAGAAGGUGUGUAGAUUUUGGUCCUCAUUAUGAAAUAGAAACGAAAACACACACACACACACACACACACACACACACACACACACACACACACACACACACACACACACACACACACACACACACACA
This is a messenger RNA of Melanotaenia boesemani (Boeseman's rainbowfish), 3712 nucleotides long. RefSeq names its product adenosine receptor A1-like. Gene Ontology annotation, biological process: G protein-coupled adenosine receptor signaling pathway. The record is from RefSeq and is a predicted model, not a curated record. Gene Ontology annotation, molecular function: G protein-coupled adenosine receptor activity. The transcript is spliced from 3 exons. The coding region runs from base 596 to 1615 and encodes 339 amino acids. Lineage: Eukaryota; Metazoa; Chordata; Actinopteri; Atheriniformes; Melanotaeniidae. Gene Ontology annotation, cellular component: synapse; dendrite; membrane.